Molecule: messenger RNA, 1656 nt
Organism: Microplitis mediator
Lineage: Eukaryota; Metazoa; Arthropoda; Insecta; Hymenoptera; Braconidae
Product: alkylglycerol monooxygenase-like
Exons: 9
Coding region: 161-1450 (429 amino acids)
Biological process (GO): lipid biosynthetic process
Cellular component (GO): endoplasmic reticulum
Molecular function (GO): iron ion binding; oxidoreductase activity
Source: RefSeq, a predicted model, not a curated record
UGAAAUUAUUGUCAGCUGUAUAAUGAAACUAUUUAUACAGAGUUUCACUUCUUUAAGAUAUCCACACGUUGUUUGGCGACGAUCGACGAUACACGACCGACGUGUAACUUAUCAAGUGCAUGUGUACACAUCCUACCAGUAUUGAAUAUCUAAUAUAAUUAUGAAUGAAAGUUACAAAACGGAUUAUUUAAUGCAUAUAAAAAAUGUUGGGAUGCUGUGGUAUAUUGUUGACCCUUUUGAAUCGAGAUUUGAAUCUGUAGCGGAAGUACCCGACUAUCAAUAUCAGGCAUGGUUUCCGUUUUUUAUUCUUAUUAUUAUGGAGCAGUUAGUAUUGUUGGGGAAAAAAAAAAGUACAUUCCGUUUGAAUGAUCAUAUUACUUCACUUUCUCAUUGGAUGCUCCAAGAGUCUGGACGAAUUUUUUUUCGAGGUGCUGAGUAUUAUAUGUAUAUUUAUAUUUAUAAUAAAUAUCAUGUACUGAAUUUACCCUGGAAUUCAUUAUGGACGUGGUACUUAACUCUGAUAGGAGUAGAUUUUUGUUACUAUUGGGUCCAUCGUUUGAACCAUGAAGUACAUUUUUUGUGGUCGCAACAUCAAGUCCACCAUAGCAGCGAGGAAUUCAAUCUUGUGGUUGGCCUCCGGCAGUCAAUAUUACAGCAGUGGUGUAGUUUUAUGUUUUAUUUACCACUGGCAUUAUUUAUACCGCCGUCGAAUUUUAUAACCCACCAUCAAUUUAAUUUAAUUUAUCAGCUGUGGAUUCACACGACUGUUAUCAAUGACCUGGGACUACUUGAAUUUAUCUUCAAUACACCGAAACAUCAUCGUGUACAUCACGGUUGUAAUUUAUAUUGUUUAGAUAAAAACUACGGAGGUGUUUUUAUUAUUUGGGAUAGACUAUUUGGUACUUUUAUGAAUGAAUUGCCGGAUAAAAAUAUUAUUUACGGCCUUGUUGUUAGUCCACGGACAUUUAAUCCAAUAUAUUUACAAACUUUUUAUACAAAAGCGAUGAUUGAUAAAAGUAAAAGUAUGAAAACGAUUAGUGAUAAAUUAUCUGCUUAUUGGAAAGGACCAAGUUGGUUUCCAGGAUCACCAAGACUUGGUCUUGAUGAAUAUAAAAUAAAUGUAACUUCUAGAAAUAAAUAUGAUCCAUUAAUAUCAACUUGGCUGAAGUUGUAUAUACUUCUACAUUUUUCUAUAGCAUUUUAUAUGCAUUUUUAUAUUUAUAGUAAAGAACAAGACUGUGCAUUAUUAAUAAUGAAUAAUAUUUUUGCAUUAACAUCAAUAGGAUUAUUAUUUGAUAAAUUUAAAUAUGCAAAUAUUAUUGAAUUAACUCGAUGUAUAGUGAAUCUAGUCUUAUUCAACAAUAAUAUUUAUUACAUUUCAUAUAUUUAUGUCUUAUCGUCUUGCCUUUGGAUAAUUAAUUUAAUUAAUAGUAAAAAAAAAAACUGUUGAAAUAAAUUAAAAUCUAUUCACAAAUAACUCAAUUAAUAAAUUUAAAAAUAAUUGUUAAUUAACUGAUAUCAUUUUUAAAAGCCUUGAGCCAAUUUUAUAAUAAGAUAACGACAAGCAAUCUUUGGUGAUAAUAUUAAGAGCCAGGCAGCCAUACAAUGUGAAAAAAUUUUCACUUGACUGAAAUAUUAAAAAUUAUUUCUCUUAAA